CACCACCACCCUUCCAUCUCCAUCCAUUUUGGCACGACGGUUUAAUUCACGACUGCUUCUCAUUUCCUUCUUUCCUUUUUUUCCCCCCUUCUACCUUACUCACAAUGGCGGCGCCCGGCCAGCCGUCCCCCCAGCAGCUCGCUGCCAUGCAGCAGCAGUUCGCAGCAGAAGCAGCACGACGAGGAAUGACCCCCGAGGAGUUUGCCAAACAGCAACGCGAGCAGCUUAACGCUGAGGCUGCCAAGCAGGGCAUGACGACAGAGCAAUAUGUUACUCAGAUGAGAAUGCGAGCUAUGGCCGCACAGAAACAACACAUCGAAGCCCAACGACAGGCUCAAGCACAGCAGUCGGGACAGUCUCCAGCACAGCAGCCGCAACCGCAACAGCAACAGCAGAUGCACCAGGUUCCAGUGAACCCGUCGAACCCUCCGGAUCCAAAGGCGAUUGCCGUGGCGCAGUUCUUGCGAUCGCAGAAUCUGAAGUCGAGAACAUGUAUUAUGGACGGACAGCGGAAGGAUAUGUUCAAAGUGAAACGUGCUAUCCGUGCCCUUGAAUCGCCCGCUUACGCCAAAGCCGCCUCAAAGAAGAACUCCCUUCUCCCUCCUGUGACGGAUCGUGCCUCUGCAGAGAACGUCUUCAAACUUCUCCCUCUUUCCCUCCUCGCUUUGCGAGUUAACAAAGUCGACCCCCAUGCCGGCCACAACCACGCGAAGCCCAAGAACCGGGUCAAGGGACUCUGGACCGUCAAGAUUGAACAGCACCAGGAGACCGACCCGAUGAUGCACUACGUCUGGCUUUAUGAAGGACCUCAAUGGAAGCAGAAGGCUAUGGCAGCAGCUGUUGUUGCUGGAAUCUUCGCCGUCGUCCUCUUCCCUCUGUGGCCCAUGUUCAUGAGACAAGGAGUCUGGUACUUGAGUGUUGGCAUGAUGGGACUGUUGGGUCUGUUCUUCGCUAUGUCGAUCUUCCGUCUUAUUCUCUUCUGCAUCACUGUCUUUGCCGUGCCGCCUGGUCUCUGGCUCUUCCCUAACCUAUUCGAGGAUGUCGGUUUCUUUGACAGUUUCAAGCCUUUGUGGGGCUGGCAAGAGAGCAAGAAGAAGAAGAAGUCCAAGAAGGAGCCUAUCCAGGACACUCCCGCUAACGACUCGACUCCCACGGCCACUUCAACCGCAACCCCUGCCCCAGAGACUUCAGGCGCUGUUAAACGCGAUCUGGCCCCUAAGGUUGAAGAGGCGGAUGAGUAAUUCAUGCAUCAGCCACUCAGGACGACUUGUUAAUUAGUACGACUUGGUCUUUUUAUUCCUCUGCAUCAUUCCCAUCAUCGUUCUACAUCUGCAUUGUACUGUGCACCGCGUUUUCAUUUCGUUUUUCUCAUUUCCUUUGCGUUCUCAGGGUUAUUUGUUCGGGUACAUGGGCCAAAAUCAUGUUGAUACAGUGAGAGUUGGAGUAAUGAAUUUCAGUCAAAUAUUUCAGUCAGAUGUUUUGUAGUCACGAUGAUAACCGUAUAUUCCAACAUUCAGUAUCAACGGUAGGUAUCAAUAUUAAUACAACUGAAUAAGAUAGUAUAUACAAGC
Molecule: messenger RNA, 1571 nt
Organism: Aspergillus wentii DTO 134E9
Lineage: Eukaryota; Fungi; Ascomycota; Eurotiomycetes; Eurotiales; Aspergillaceae
Product: Sec62 family protein translocation protein
Exons: 3
Coding region: 105-1241 (378 amino acids)
Biological process (GO): post-translational protein targeting to membrane, translocation
Cellular component (GO): endoplasmic reticulum membrane; endoplasmic reticulum
Source: RefSeq, a predicted model, not a curated record